Messenger RNA from Trichoderma gamsii, 954 nucleotides. Its product is annotated as GTP cyclohydrolase I. Gene Ontology annotation, biological process: tetrahydrofolate biosynthetic process; tetrahydrobiopterin biosynthetic process. The record is from RefSeq and is a predicted model, not a curated record. NCBI's taxonomy places the organism in Eukaryota, Fungi, Ascomycota, Sordariomycetes, Hypocreales, Hypocreaceae. The transcript is spliced from 3 exons. Gene Ontology annotation, cellular component: cytoplasm. Bases 1 to 954 code for a protein of 317 amino acids. Gene Ontology annotation, molecular function: GTP binding; zinc ion binding; GTP cyclohydrolase I activity.
AUGGCUAAUCCCAAAAACGGUAGCGUCCUCUCUAAGAAGCGGGGCCAUAACAAUGCUGUCUCUUCUCCGACCAGCCAUGAUUUAGCGCAAGAUGGGCGCAAAAGACGGAAACACAAGCUCAGCAGCCUCAAGGUUCCUGUUGAUGGUACAAUUUUGAGUGCUCCCGAUCUAUAUAAGAAGUCGCUGCGGAAUGCCGUCAGUGAUACCCGAGACGACUCAUCCAUUGAGAAGGUUCUAGUCCCCGAGGAUGGCAUAGCAACGAAAUCGUCCGGCCCAGUGUCCGGUUCUGAUGGUCUUUCGAUCGAAACUAGAACCCGCCAAGAAGAGAAUCAGGAACAGGCGGCUUUACGCCUAGAGAAGAUGCAACGUGCUGUGCGAACUUUGUUAGAGUGCAUCGGCGAGGAUCCAAGCCGUAACGGCCUGCUAAAUACUCCUUCACGUUAUGCCAAAGCGUUGCUGUUCCUGACCCAGGGCUACCAUGUCAAUGUGGAAGAUGUUGUGAAUAACGCGCUAUUCCAUGAGGGUCAUAACGAGAUGGUCAUUGUCAAAGAUAUUGAUAUAUUUAGCCUUUGCGAGCACCACCUUGUGCCCUUUACAGGAAAGGAAAGCUCUUCCUCUCUCGAUAUGCCCUAUACACUCAACUGUGGGAUGCACAUUGGUUACAUCCCCUCCAAUACUGUUAUCGGCCUCUCGAAGCUUCCUCGAAUCGCCGAGGUAUUCUCUCGUCGCUUACAAAUCCAGGAGCGCCUUACCAAGGAGGUUGCUCAUGCCGUUAUGGAUAUCGUGAAGCCUCAAGGUGUUGCUGUCAUUAUGGAGUCUAGCCACCUAUGCAUGGUGAUGCGUGGCGUUAAGAAAACUAAUACAACGACCCUCACAAGCUGCAUGUUGGGUUGCUUUGAGCGCAAGAGUGAGAAGCGAAAGGAGUUCAUGCAUUUCGUUGGAGUGAACCGGUAG